Messenger RNA from Bactrocera tryoni, 4340 nucleotides. It is a transcript of the gene Mdr49, whose product is annotated as multidrug resistance protein homolog 49. Lineage: Eukaryota; Metazoa; Arthropoda; Insecta; Diptera; Tephritidae. Gene Ontology annotation, cellular component: membrane. Gene Ontology annotation, molecular function: ABC-type transporter activity; ATP hydrolysis activity; ATP binding. Bases 313 to 4221 code for a protein of 1302 amino acids. Gene Ontology annotation, biological process: transmembrane transport. The record is from RefSeq and is a predicted model, not a curated record. The transcript is spliced from 11 exons.
ACUCCAGUCGCGUUUAUGAGCUCGCGGUGAUUGCACGCGUUGGCGAAUAUUUGGUAGGAAGAAGUGGUGUAAAAAAUUUGAUUCAAGAUUGAAGUGCCCUCCGAUAAGAUUGUGAAGCUUAGACAAAGUUGAGGGUUGUUGUGAGAUUUUCACAUUUACUUAUGUCUAUUUGCGUGAAAUAUCAACAAUUAAAGCUGGUUAAAAUUGCUACUACGCUUUUUGUAUAUAACUUUCGGGCUUUUUAUGAAGCAAACCAAAAUAAAUAUCCGCCGAAAGCCUUGUUCCCUCAAAUUUCUUUAAAAGAACAUAAAAAUGGUCAGUAGUAGCUAUAAUGUUUCAAUACCAGGUCCUUCAGAUCCUGCUGAAAACUUCAAAAAAUCAGAAGGUCUGCCAGGACCAAACGAUUUUCAGGAAACACAAAAUGAGAACCAUACUACAGAAAAGAAGUAUCCUUAUUUGGAGUUGUUUCGCUAUGCCAGCAUAUGGGAUCGUCUGAUAAUGAUCAUCGGUAUGCUUGCGGCAUCGCUGGCUUCAAUAUGCGUGCCAUACAAUGUCAUCAUUUACGCCGAAUUCACCACUCUGCUCAUAGAUCGCGAUGUGGGUAUUGGCACUUCAACGCCUGCACCAAUCUUGAAUAUUUUCGGCGGUGGCAAGACGCUCACAAAUGCCACUCACGCCGAGAAUAUGCAGGCUGUUAAAGAUGAUGCGCUGGCUUUUGGUUUGGGGACGGUGGCUGGUUGCAUGGUCCAACUAUUGCUUUUAAGUUUGGCGGUCAUGAUGUUGAAUAAAGUGGCGCUUAGACAGAUCGCAAAAAUUCGAAAAUUGUUUUUGGAGUCUAUAUUACGUCAAGAUAUGUCCUGGUAUGACACUUCUGCCGGCAAUACCUUCGCCAACAAAAUGACAGAAGAUUUGGACAAAAUGAAGGAGGGCAUUGGCGAAAAGGUCGCAAUGUUUGUAUUUCUGAUAAUGACGUUCGUUGCGGGAGUUAUCUUCUCUUUUGUCUAUGGCUGGCUGUUAACACUGAUAGUGAUCAGUUGUUGUCCAUUUAUUAUUGUUUCUACGGCACUGGUGGCUAAAAUUCAGGGCACUUUCACAGAAAAGGAGUUGAAGGCUUACUCGAAUGCCGGUGCGGUCGCUGAAGAAGUCUUCUCGGGCAUACGUACUGUGCUUGCCUUUAGCGGUGAACGCAUAGAAACUGAAAGAUUCGGCAAAUUGCUGGUGCCAGCUGAGAAGAUGGGUCGAAAGAAAGGCUUCUACUCCGGUGUCGGCGCCGGCAUUAUGUGGUUCAUAAUUUACAUUGCCUAUGCGAUAGCUAUAUGGUAUGGCAUUAAGUUGAUAUUGAAAUAUCGCUAUAUGGAUGAUAAAUUAUACACGUCGGGUUCGUUAGUUAUCGUGCUAUUCAGCAUCAUCAUGGGUGCACAGAACUUGGGUUUCUCACUGCCACAUGUGGAGGCAUUCGCAACGGCAAAAGGUGCGGCACAAAACGUCUUUGCCACCAUCGAUCGCAAGUCAGCGAUUGAUCCGUUAAAUGCGAGUGGUGACAAAUUGGAGUCUGUGACCGGUGACAUAAGUUUCGAAAAUUUACAUUUCCGUUAUCCAGCACGUUCAGAUGUACAAGUACUCAAGGGCUUCUCAUUGCAAGUUCGCGCUGGUCAAACCGUCGCUUUAGUGGGACCAUCUGGUUGUGGUAAGUCCACCACACUACAGUUGUUACAGCGUUUCUAUGAUGCCCCCAGUGGUUGUGUACGUCUCGAUGGGCGUGAUCUGCGGGAAUUGAAUGUGGGUUGGUUGCGUUCACAGAUAGGUGUAGUCGGUCAGGAACCAGUAUUAUUCGCUACAACCAUUCGUGAAAAUAUACGUCAGGGCAAAACUACAGCAACACAAGAAGAAAUCGAGCAAGCCGCACGCAUGGCCAAUUGUCAUGAAUUCAUUGUCAAACUACCGAGUGGUUAUGAUACCAUGGUGGGUGAACGUGGCGCUCAAAUGUCUGGUGGCCAAAAGCAACGUAUAGCCAUUGCCCGUGCACUCAUACGAAACCCGAAGAUAUUGUUACUGGAUGAGGCAACCUCGGCUUUAGAUCCCACAUCCGAGCGUCGGGUGCAGGAUGCGCUCGAUGUGGCCAGUAAAGGACGUACCACGUUGGUGGUUUCACAUCGUCUUUCGACAGUGACAAAUGCUGAUUUGAUUGUGUUUGUCAAAGAUGGUGUGGUGGCUGAGCAGGGUACACACGUUGAACUUAUGCGCUCGGGUGGUCUUUACUGUAAGUUGGUAAUGAUAUCGAAACGUAAGGAAGAAGAAGAGGCUUUGGCGAACACCUCCAAUGCAGUACGACAGCGUAAGCAACAACUGCAAGUGCCUGAUAACUCCGACGAUGAGGACGAAACAAGUGUCGAUGAAGCCGACGCUGAAAGUGAUGUGGGCAAAAAGAAAUCGAAAAGAAAGAAGCCUAAAACCGAAAAGCAUAAGAUCACUUUCAAGCAACUGAUGAAAAUGAAUGCUCCAGAGUGGCGUUACAUACUAGUCGGCUGCAUAUCAGCUAUGUUGCAUGGCGCCACAUUUCCUACAUGGGCUGUGCUCUUCGGCGACUUCUUUGGCAUUUUGUCCGAUCCCGACGACAGUUACAUCACAAGGCAAUCGAUUUUGUUUGCCUUCCUGUUCAUCGUUAUUGGCGUUAUAACCGGCGUUAGCUCACUCUUGCAAACCUACAUGUUCACCAUCGCGGGUGUGAAGAUGACAUCCCGACUGCGUCAUGACGCUUUCAAAGCCAUAAUCAGCCAAGAGGUCGCCUACUUCGAUGACCAACGGAACUCGGUAGGUGCGCUGUGUGCACGCCUUGCUGGCGAUUGCUCGAACGUGCAGGGUGCAACGGGCUCGCGCAUCGGCAUCAUUGUGCAAGCAAUCUCUACUCUAACCAUCGGCGUAAUUCUAUCGUUUACAUUCUCCUGGAAUUUGACACUAGUCACUCUGCUUACUGUGCCGCUGGUGUGUGCGUGCAUACUUUUCGAAGCACGAUUUAUGGAGGCGAGUACAAAUGUAGAGCGAUUGGCAAUUGAAGAUGCGUCGCGUGUUGCGGUGGAGGCAAUAGCUAACAUACGCACUGUGACCAGUCUGGGGCAGGAACGCCAUGUGCUUGAGCGCUAUUGCGAGCAAAUAGACAAAGCCGAUAAGGCGUGUCGCAAGAAGGUGCGUUUCCGCGGUGUGGUCUACGGCAUGGGACAAACGGCACCGUUCUUAGCCUAUGGGAUUUCGUUGUACUACGGUGGUAUUCUAGUAUCCAAUGAUGAAGUACCGUAUGCGAAUAUUAUAAAAGUCUCCGAGGGACUUAUUUUCGGCUCAUGGAUGUUAGGUCAGGCUCUGUCAUAUGCGCCCAAUGUUAGCGCUGCAGUGCUGUCAGCAGGACGCUUACUAAAACUGUUUCAACGUACACCCGCUAUGUACAGUCCUGCAGAUAAGCCAUACAACACAACAAUGAAAUCUGGAGGCGACAUUACUUACGAAAACGUCGAUUUCAAUUACCCGAAUCGCAAAGGCAUAGCUAUAUUGCAGAACCUUAAUUUGACCAUCAAAGGCGGCACUACAGUGGCCUUGGUUGGGCCUUCAGGUUCGGGCAAAUCCACAUGUGUACAGCUGCUGUUACGUUAUUAUGAUCCUGUUCGGGGUAAAGUCAAUCUGAGUGGCGUACCAACAACGGAAUUCUCAUUCGAUAGCUUACGUUCCGGCAUGGGUCUAGUUUCGCAAGAACCCGUUCUAUUUGACCGAACCAUUGCUGAAAAUAUCGCGUACGGCAACAAUUUCCGCACAGAUAUUCCGAUGGCUGAAAUUAUUGAAGCGGCCAAGAAAUCGAACAUACAUGAGUUUAUCACCUCCUUACCGCAAGGCUACAACACACGUUUGGGCAGCAAAGGCGCUCAACUGUCUGGAGGUCAGAAGCAACGCAUUGCCAUAGCACGCGCUAUGGUACGUAAUCCAAAGAUAUUGAUACUGGAUGAGGCUACUUCUGCAUUGGAUAUGGAGAGUGAGAAGGUGGUGCAAGAAGCCCUUGACGCUGCACGUAGUGGUCGUACUUGCCUUACCAUUGCGCAUCGACUGACCACAGUGAGGGAUGCGGACCUCAUAUGUGUGCUGAAGAGAGGUGUGGUGGUGGAGAAAGGCAAUCACGAGGAAUUAAUGGCAUUGAAUGGCAUAUACGCAGAGCUGUACAUGAUGCAGCAAGUGGCUUAACCAAUGGUUCCCCUUAGAAUUAGUGUUGGCAGUAACCUGAUAUGUACAUGAAGUCCAUUCGAUAUUAAUGUAGCAUUAACUUUUUUUAUUUAUUGCGUAAAAUAGAUAAAUACAUAGAA